This is a messenger RNA of Suillus subaureus, 870 nucleotides long. RefSeq lists its product as uncharacterized. NCBI's taxonomy places the organism in Eukaryota, Fungi, Basidiomycota, Agaricomycetes, Boletales, Suillaceae. Bases 1 to 870 code for a protein of 289 amino acids. The record is from RefSeq and is a predicted model, not a curated record. The transcript has a single exon.
AUGGAAACACUGUCCUUACCACCAACCCCCACCCCCAACCCAAGGCCCAACUCACAGCCCAUGCCCAAUGACACCAAUACCCCCGGAAGACCUGCAACUCCCACCUCUGCUCCCCCUCUGGUUGCAGCAGAAGUGACCACACCUGUAACCAAAAAUACCCUAGAGGACCUCUCCAAAUCCAUCCAUGCCCCCAGGGAUGAUGAAGACACUGCAAUGUCCAAUGACAACACAAUACCAAACCCCUUUAUCCCUCCCUCUACUACCACCUCCACUCCCUCCAAACCCAUCACCCAUUCCAAAGAAGACCUUCUUAGAGCACACCUCACUGUAGCAGAGACAAACCACUCCAUUGUCAAACUAAACAGCUUGAACUCUCUUACAGCAAUCCCACACUUCACCCCCAUCCCAUUAGGAGGUUUCCCACAAAUCCACCUAUCCCACGCAGCUCAACUCUUUGAUUUCCAAUCCUCCAAAGUCAUCAUGGCAUGGCUAAAAGUCCCACACCCAAAACUCCUCAUACAAGUUUUCAAUCAUGAUGGGAAGAACCCAUUGGCCAAAGGCCCAAUCUUUGUGGAAUGCCUCUGCAAGGCAAUCAUGGACAUUGUGAACUUUGUCCAUGACAACCAAGAAGUGAAAGUUUCCCCCCUGUCCCCAGAUGCUACCAUCAAAGAUGAUGACAAGCACCCCAUCAGUUUCCUAGCAUACAACUUCUUGGAAGAGACAAAGAACAUCAUUCUUUCACAGCACAUAUGGUCUUCACCAGACAUCACCUUUGUGGCCCACCAGUUCAGUGUAAACACCCCCCCCCCCUCCUUCUCUUCUGCCUACACAGCUUCUCAACCACUGACACCAAAACCGUCAAAGACCUAG